Papilio polytes (common Mormon) is the source of this 1585-nucleotide messenger RNA. RefSeq names its product probable ATP-dependent RNA helicase pitchoune. NCBI's taxonomy places the organism in Eukaryota, Metazoa, Arthropoda, Insecta, Lepidoptera, Papilionidae. Gene Ontology annotation, molecular function: RNA helicase activity; nucleic acid binding; ATP binding. Gene Ontology annotation, biological process: maturation of LSU-rRNA from tricistronic rRNA transcript (SSU-rRNA, 5.8S rRNA, LSU-rRNA). The transcript has 9 exons. The record is from RefSeq and is a predicted model, not a curated record. Bases 109 to 1491 code for a protein of 460 amino acids. Gene Ontology annotation, cellular component: nucleolus.
CUUAUGUCAAAACUGGCAAAAACUGGUCAAAACACAAGUACUGCAACUAUAUUUGUUUUACUUAACUUAAACGUGUAAAACUUGCAACGCUUUUUAAACCAAUGUGCCAUGGAUACCGACGAUAUAGUCGCUCAAUCCACAUUUUCAAUGUUAGAAGGAAAAAUCGACUGUCGUAUUUUAAAUACCCUAAAGAUAAUGGGUUUUGAAAAACCUACUGAAAUUCAAGCUAAAAUCCUUCCGCAUCUCUUAUUGGGAAAAGAUCUCAUAGGAGCAGCGAAAACCGGUAGUGGGAAGACUUUGGCUUUUCUAAUUCCAGUGGUUGAAAACUUACUUAGACUAAAAUUCACUUCAAAGCAUGGUGUGGGUUGUGUUAUAAUAUCACCUACAAGAGAGUUAGCAUUACAAACAAAUGAAGUCUUGAAGAGAUUGCUUGCUGAAAUUGAUUUAUCACAUAUAUUAAUUGUUGGAGGGGUAAAAAAACAUAAAGAAAUAAAACUAUUACAAAAAGGUAUCAAUAUCAUAGUGAGUACUCCUGGACGAUUGCUGGACCAUUUGCAGAAUACUGAAUUUAAUUUUAAAAAUAUGAAGUACCUAAUCUUAGAUGAAGCGGACAAGUUGCUGGAAGCUGGCUUUGAGAAGCAUAUUGCUGGAAUCAUAAAGUUAUUACCUGAGGAUAGACAAACAGCAUUAUUUAGUGCAACAAUCGAUGACAAGAUUAAGAAUCUUGCUAGACUGGCAAUGAAAAGUAGUCCAAUGCUGAUUUCAGUGCAAGAUAAUGUUAGAACUACAGUAAAGGGGCUGCAACAAGGAUAUUUUAUAUGUCCAAUUGAGGAAAGGAUUCCUUGGUUGCAUAAAAUGUUGAAGAAAUGCAAGAAACUUAAGGUGAUGGUGUUUUUUUCAUCCUGCAAAUCUGUGGACUUUCAUUAUGAGUUUUUUAAAUGUUAUUGCAAAGCACAAGUUAUAAGUAUACAUGGUAAACUUAGUCAAGCCAAUAGAAAAGAAGCAUACAGAAGUUUUGUCGAAGCAAAUACUGGUGUACUAUUUUGCACGGAUGUUGCAGCGAGAGGUUUAGAUAUACCUCAUGUUGACUGGAUUGUACAAUAUGACCCACCUACAGAUGUAAAGGAGUAUAUCCACAGAGUGGGUCGUACAGCUAGAGGUAGUAAUACAUCAGGCAAUGCCGUAAUACUUCUAAGGCCAGACGAAGAGGAAUUCGUUAAUUUUCUGAAGAUGAAAAAAGUUUAUUUAGACAAAUAUAAUUUUGAAGUACCUUCUAGUGGAGUAAUACAAAUGUUACAAGAUUUAAUAAAAGAUAAUGGAGUAAUGAGGACAUUAGCAAGAAAGGCAUAUCUUUCCUUUUUAAGGUGCUAUAAGAAACAUCCAUUGAACAAAUUGUUUAACAUCAAUAACAUGGAUUUAGAUGCUGCAGCGAAAGGAUUCGGAUUUUUAGAAAGACCACAUAUAGAUUUUUUACAUAACAAGAAGAAUUAAUUGAAAUAAUUCGUCUACAUGAAAGAUUUACAAAACUACAUGUUAUAUAUAUCUUUUUUAUUACAAAAGGUGGCAAAUGAGCAAGCAUAUAUAU